GAAAGAGUCGAGCUCCACAUACCAAGAAUAUAUCAACCACUAAACCAACACAUGGUAAUGUCAGAUUAUUUUGGGGAGGGAGACAGGAAAAACAACAGCCCAUAAGUGGAUCGAGAGCCCCAACAGCUCAAAGGCAUCACAGGCACGCGCAUCUCUCAGCUGGAGCGCAUCCUCUGUCCAUUCCGCCACUCACUCACCGCGCGCAAUAUGUAAAGGUGUAUCGCUCAUAUGUGUGAUUUGUCCGUUUCCCGAGACCCGAAAUAUCUGGAAAAAAUGCUUUCAAGAAGGUGGAUUGUUGGAGAUUUUGUAUGGAGGCAGCGGGACACCUCCCCAUAGUUCGGCGUAUAGUCUCUCUGAAGAGUGCGCGAGACACCGACACAAGAGUUCCCGCGGCUCGGAUCGAGGACCAUCUGCUGAUUUUCCUCAACAAUCUGUGUCUUAGAGGGAUAACCGAUUCUCAAACGCGUCAGUUGCUGGCAAUAAGAGCUUUUAGAGCUUUUCUGGAUAACAUACUACAAUACCGCUGAACUACAUCACCAGGUGCCCCUGCUUAAUCUAUUCACUGGAUAACAAUUAAUACUGCAGAAUGUGUUCCGCUCCUUUCGGACAGCUCUCAGUUGCAUCUAGUGACAUAUUUGCUCUGGACCACACAGGAUGAAAUGGACAACGGUACUGCAAUAAAUUAGCCAAAUUGACAUUCAUCUACAUACAUUUAUGUAUUCUGAUUAAAUCAGACAGAAUUUGAUAGAUCGCCUGGCAUCAUACUGACAGUGUGAAGUCUGGAAUACAAGAAUAAAUGAACCUGAGUGGACAGACAGAGAAUUAACAAUAUCCAACAUGUUUAAACGGGGCUGUGGCCUGGAGUUCCUGCUGGUACUCUGUGGGCUGGAGCUCUCCUGGUCCUGCCCACGUCACUGCAUUUGCUACAUGGCUCCCAGCACCGUCAGCUGCCAAGCCCACAACUUCCUGUCCGUCCCGGAAGGCAUUCCUCCACACAGUGAGCGCAUCUUCCUCCAAAACAACAAGAUCCAUCGACUACUGCGGGGCCACUUUAGCCCUACCACAGUCACUCUGUGGAUUUACUCCAACAAUAUCACAUAUAUCGAACCAACUACUUUCCAAGGGUUCACCUUGCUGGAGGAAUUGGACCUGGGAGACAAUCGCCACCUACGUUCACUAUCUGCAGAAACAUUUCAUGGGCUGGGCCGGCUCCAUGCCCUCCAUCUAUACCGCUGUGGCCUCAGUGCAUUGCCGAAUAACAUCUUCCAGGGUCUCCGCAAUCUCCAGUAUCUGUACUUGCAGGACAACCAUUUGGAGUAUCUGCAGGAUGAUCUUUUUGUGGACUUACACAACUUGAGCCACCUGUUUCUUCAUGGGAACCGUCUGUGGAGCCUGUACCAAAAUACGUUUAGAGGACUGGGGGCUUUGGACCGGCUGCUACUGCACCACAACCAACUUAAGUGGGUGGACCGCCUGGCAUUCCAUGACCUGCAGCGGCUCACUACCCUAUAUUUGUUUAACAACUCCUUGACGGAGCUAGCUGGAGAGUGUCUCACCAAGCUGCCUGCACUGGAAUACCUUCGCCUAAAUGACAACCCUUGGGAGUGUGACUGUAAGGCUUUAUCACUGUGGGACUGGCUCAAAAAGUUUCGGGGGUCCACGUCAUCAGUUGGUUGCGUGGCACCGGCAGAACUGGCAGGCAAAGAUCUGAAGCAACUGAAGAACGAGGACUUCCCAAAUUGUUCCGGAUCUGAGUCCCUGCACCAGAGUAAGACUAAGACUUGGCCAGGAACAGAGAAAGUCUCACUGAAGCAGGAGCCCCAUCCUGCUCAGCCUCCACAAACACACCCACACCACCCCCAACUGAAUGAACAAUACCCUUCCCCUCCCUCUCCCCUGCCCCAGCCACCCCCUGCCAUAAAUGGUGUACAAGCAGGACCGGGAGGGUCUCCGGAAAUGGUCCCUGCUCAGAGGCCCGGCCGGUCUCGGAACUGCACACGACAGCGUGUCAGGGGCAGCAAGGGAAAAGGACCUAACGAGGUCCACAUCUUAAAGGAGAUGGCGGAUAAGGAGUACUCCUCUCCCGAUUUCACAGGGAAAUAUGAUGAAACAUCUGCUGAUGGUUCAAACACACGCAGAAAGCACAAAUGUACCCCCCGGACCUCUGUGCAUCCCCCUAGUGGGGUCCAGCAAGCCACCAACUGGGGACACUCUCAUCAUACACAUUUCUUUCUUUCUAGUAUUCUGGGACCGCUUGUGCUCAUUCUGCACUGAACUCUGAUGCUGGACCAUCAAUGCUCCAGCAUUCCCAGGCCUACUAAGUGUGUGUGUGCGUGUGUGUGUGUGUGAGUGAGUGAGUGAAUGAUAAUGUGUGCUACAUUUUAUGAGGAGCUUUGCCAUUUAGACUGAAAUUGAUGAAAACUGAACACCAGAUGAUAUAAAUUCCAAAUUUGGGUUGGGCAAUAAGAAGAAUAGUGAAGCAAACCGAACAUGCUUGCACUGCCACUGUUGUUGUUGUUGUUGUUUUUAUUUUUUUCAUUGUUCUGUUUUUAAAAAAAAGAACAAUUACAAUUUCUAAAUGUAAAACAGUUUUAAUGAAAGAAAGCACAGAGAUGACCAAAUAAAGGUGUAGAAAGAACACGUAAUAGGAGGCACAAGUUAGCAACAUAAAUGGAGACUGUGUAUAGGAAGCAUAUCCUACUGCUUAAUUUUUCUUCAACAUUUCUAACAACAAAACAAACAUACAUUAGACUAUCAAAUGGAACGGAUGCUCCUAAUUGUAUAUGUACUUCGCCCGUUGUUAAAUAUAUCAUAUUAUUGCCAAAUAGAUGCACAAAUAUAUCUGUGUAUAUUCUCCUAUGUUCAGGAGUUUCAACAACUGGUAGGACUUGCUUUCUUCACUGUGGGGAUAUUAUUUAACCUCACAGAGUGAUGUGAAUCAACAAAUGUACGAAAUGAAAAAGUGUUAUAAAAAGUCCUCCUAAACUGAAUAGCCAGAACAUGAGCAGAUACAUUCUCCUUACCUCAGAAAAGUUAUAGCCUAAAUAUAACAUUAUUUUCUCUUUUUUUUAUAUUACUUAUUUGUUCCCCCUCACACCUUUCAAUAACUUCCUCUAAAAAGUGACUUCAGGUGAAUCAUUCUUGUUUUUGGAUUGUAUUGUUUUAUAACAGCACAAAAAAGCCAAUGGUUAAACUAGCUGCUAUAUUGUUCAUAGAAGCAAAUGAGACCCAUUUUACCUCAUCUGCUUCCAAAAAAACACUAUUUGUGUAUGUGUGUGUGUGUGUGUGUGUGUGUGUGUGUGUGUGUGUGUGUGUUUGUGUGUGUGUGUGC
Molecule: messenger RNA, 3331 nt
Organism: Carassius auratus (goldfish)
Lineage: Eukaryota; Metazoa; Chordata; Actinopteri; Cypriniformes; Cyprinidae
Gene: rtn4rl1b
Product: reticulon 4 receptor-like 1b
Exons: 3
Coding region: 838-2274 (478 amino acids)
Cellular component (GO): plasma membrane
Molecular function (GO): protein binding
Source: RefSeq, a predicted model, not a curated record